Triticum turgidum subsp. durum (durum wheat) is the source of this 276-nucleotide messenger RNA. Lineage: Eukaryota; Viridiplantae; Streptophyta; Magnoliopsida; Poales; Poaceae. The record is from the annotation of a GenBank genome assembly.
AUGGAGAGAGUUGCAUCGCGCUGCGUCAGCCUUCUCGCACAAAGGAGGGGCUACUCCGCGGCCGCGGCCAUGGUGAAGGGAGCUAGGAGGAGCGCCCCCGCCGCCGAGGAGAAGACCGCUGUCGCGGCGAAGAGCGCAAUGGCGGCCAGGAAGGAAGUGGGCGCUAGCGCGGAGAAGGCGGCGUGGGUGCCGGACCCGGUGACCGGGUACUACCGGCCGUCGGGGGCCCCCAAGGAGGUGGACGCGGCCGACUUGCGCGCCAAACUGUGCUGCUAA